UGGGUGCCUGGUUCUCCUGAGCGGCUUGAAGCAAUCGCUCUGUGCCAGCAGAGGGAUUAUAAUCACCUCCUUGAUGAUCUCGAGCAUCGUGCAAUAUCGCAUCAGUUUGAAGUUGAGAAGAUGGGACUUCCAAGGACAGAUUACAAGGCUCACCAGCAAAUCCUAUCUUUAGUGGUGAAGUGGGGCAAGACACUUAACUCGACACUAGAGAAAUACAACAAUCUUGCAUCCACCAUGGAUCCCCUGAAGCCAAGACUCAGUUGGGAGGAUGUAACCAGCCUCGAGUUCAUAUCAGAUAUCGUGAUUUUAUGGGGCCAUGACGAUGUACAUGAGAAACCAUGGGCAAAGCCCCUUCUCUGCAAGGCCACCCGAGCUUGGCAUAAGCUUCAACGAGCCCGUGAAGAGAUUGACACUGUCAGACUUGAAGCUUGUCGGGUAUGGACCUCAAUGGAAAAUGAGGAGGCUUGGCUGCGAGGUGCCAUUGAGAACACUCGAUCGACCAAUUCCGCUCUGGCAAGAUAUAUUUCCGCUACUUCCCAAUACCACCUCAACAUCAAUGCGCACCUGCGUUCCAAACUCGCCCAGCUGGAUAAGCUUGCACAUUUUUUAACUGGCGACAGGUGUCAGGGACACAUCCGGGGUCAAGGCAGCCCGAGGGUAGUGCCUGGCACUGAGGCCGUUGCGGGGUGUGGAGUGGGCGUGUGUACUGGCGAGCCCGGUCCAGGACGAUGGUCCCUGGCCACUCAGACUGAAGUGGGAACUGUGAGUUGUUAUUAA
Molecule: messenger RNA, 777 nt
Organism: Cantharellus anzutake
Lineage: Eukaryota; Fungi; Basidiomycota; Agaricomycetes; Cantharellales; Hydnaceae
Exons: 2
Source: RefSeq, a predicted model, not a curated record